This is a messenger RNA of Aplosporella prunicola CBS 121167, 832 nucleotides long. RefSeq lists its product as uncharacterized. The coding region runs from base 1 to 678 and encodes 225 amino acids. The transcript is spliced from 2 exons. The record is from RefSeq and is a predicted model, not a curated record. Lineage: Eukaryota; Fungi; Ascomycota; Dothideomycetes; Botryosphaeriales; Aplosporellaceae.
AUGCCUCAGCACGACGAACAGACCAAUCCGUCUCACCCUCGCUCAAGGAGCACGUCUCUCGCGCUCCCGCUCGCGCCCCGCCCCACGAUCGCCGGCUCGCCGCGUCCGGAUAUGCAGAGAACCAGCAGCACCGCGGGCCACGCCACCACGGCGCCUCGUCCGAGCUCUCUCGCCGUCGGAAAUGCUCUCUCGUCUGAGCAGGAAGUGAAGCCCUUGCCCCCCAUCGCCGACACCACCUCACCCGCCCCCACCCCCAUCCUCACCCUCGUCCACAUCCACUGCCACCAAACCUACCACUACCUCACCUGCGGCCACGGCACCUUCCAGCCCACAACCGCCUGCAGCGCCAUCAACUGUCUUUCGCCGCAACCCUACCAAAUGUCCUCCCCUCUCUACUGUCCCGACUGCGCAUACGCGCCGCACCGCAUCGGGACUGAGGCAGACCCUCGCUGCGCCACGGCUGAGGCGUUCGAGAAUGGCGUGCGCAUCCAUGGCGUGCUGGAGACGAUUGUGCGGGAGGUAAUGGAUGCGAAUCAUGCGAAUAGGGAGAGCUGGGAGGGGUGUACGGAGGAGGAGCGGGUGGUGGUGAAUAGGGAGGGGGUCGGGGAGAUGGUGGGGGGCCCCGUAGAGCUUGUUGGUGGGCUUGUGGGGUUGGUUGUGCGGAGGGAGGACUCGUAGAGGGUUUGGGCAGGGCUGGGUGGGUUUGCGGCGUAGAUAGUUUCUUUUUCGGGUGGGUACAGGUGCUUCUUAAUACAUACCUACUCCUAUACCUUCGUCGCAUACACGCCUCUCUCUCAGAACUUACUGUCACUAAUAUAGCACACAAACGCAC